Molecule: messenger RNA, 951 nt
Organism: Aspergillus wentii DTO 134E9
Lineage: Eukaryota; Fungi; Ascomycota; Eurotiomycetes; Eurotiales; Aspergillaceae
Product: hemolysin III family protein
Exons: 1
Coding region: 1-951 (316 amino acids)
Cellular component (GO): membrane
Molecular function (GO): signaling receptor activity
Source: RefSeq, a predicted model, not a curated record
AUGUCUCCUCGACAACGUCGCCCCGCAGAGGGCUCCCAAAGCCAGACAGAAUCCAGCAGUAAACCUGCAGCUGUUGCGGCUGCAGUGCCUCAAGUCAUGAAGAGACUUCUUCAUUGGGAUGAUCUGCCACAUUGGCAGCGUGACAAUCACCACAUUCAUACGGGAUAUCGACCAGCUUCAUUCUCCUUUCUGGGUUCCUUCCAUUCUCUGACCUACGUUCACAAUGAGACGGUCAACAUCUAUUCACAUCUUCUACCAUCGCUGCUUGCCAUACCUGCAUCGUAUCUUCUUCACCAAGCUCUUGCUCCGCGUUACGAGACGGCCACUCAAUCCGAUGUUAUCGCCUUUGGUUGCUUUUUUGCGGGAGCGGCCUUUUGCCUCGGGAUGUCAGCAACUUAUCAUACCAUUUCGAACCAUUCUCCUGUCGUCGCUCGCAUAGGCAAUGCCUUUGACUACGUGGGAAUUGUGGGGUUGAUUGUGGGCAGUUUCGUUCCCAGCAUCUUCUAUGGCUUCUACUGUGCGCCAAACUUGCAACACCUGUACUGGACUAUGAUUUGUUCCAUUGGUGCUGGCUGCGCCCUUGUCUCAGUACUGCCUCAGUUUCGCACCCCUCGGUGGCGGCCUUUCCGCGCAGCCAUGUUUGUCGGCAUGGGGCUAUCAGCGGUUUUCCCCGUUCUUCACGGAUUGCAGAUGUACGGCAUCGAACAGAUGACUAGCCAAAUCGGACUCGGUUGGCUUUUACUCCAGGGAUUCUUGUAUAUCCUAGGGGCUGGAAUCUAUGCGGCCCGGGUCCCUGAACGCCUGCGACCGGGAAGUUUUGAUAUCCUGGGAAGUUCUCACCAAAUCUUCCACGUGUUGGUUGUCUGCGCCGCGGUGGCUCAUCUGACUGGGCUAUUAAAAGCAUUCGAUUACAGACACAGUGGUAUUGCAGAGAGCUGCAUCUCAGGCUGA